Messenger RNA from Pristis pectinata (smalltooth sawfish), 1621 nucleotides. RefSeq names its product neuronal PAS domain-containing protein 3. The record is from RefSeq and is a predicted model, not a curated record. Gene Ontology annotation, molecular function: DNA-binding transcription factor activity, RNA polymerase II-specific; RNA polymerase II transcription regulatory region sequence-specific DNA binding; protein dimerization activity. Gene Ontology annotation, biological process: regulation of transcription by RNA polymerase II. NCBI's taxonomy places the organism in Eukaryota, Metazoa, Chordata, Chondrichthyes, Rhinopristiformes, Pristidae. The transcript has 11 exons. The coding region runs from base 251 to 1621 and encodes 456 amino acids.
CCCAGCGUCCCGCCGUCCCUCCCUAAUUUAUUUCUCCCCCAGUGGAGGAAUCUGCAUGCCGACUCACGCCGUCUCGCCAUCCGCAGUGCUUAAGUAGAAAAUAAAUAAGGAAAAAAAUAAAAGGACAGCACACCCUCACGGCGUGGAAGUUAUUACUAAUGGGAUUGAAGUUCAAUUUGCUACUCAAGGAAAAACCGCAGUUUAGUCAGCCUCAACCGUGGAGCUGGUCGUCGGCGAUUCGAGUACGGGGAUGAUCAGAAUUUUCCCGGAUUUCAGCGUACAAGUAACGGCAGCAACUGGUGGAGGAGGCGGUGCGGUUACUGCAGCACCUGGAGUGGGAAGAGCUGCUGCCGCUGCCGCCGCCGCCAGCGCUGCUAAUGGGACACCCCAGGACGUGGGGCUCACAUCUUACCAGCAACGAGGACCUUCAUUCUGCUACCAAGCUUCAGUCAUGCCAAGUUUACAAGCCUUGCGGAAGGAGAAAUCUCGAGAUGCAGCCCGAUCUCGCCGAGGAAAAGAAAACUUUGAGUUCUACGAAUUGGCAAAACUACUGCCACUCCCAGCAGCUAUUACAAGCCAGUUAGAUAAGGCAUCAAUAAUUCGCCUUACCAUUAGUUAUCUGAAAAUGAGGGACUUUGCGAACUUAGGUGAUCCGCCCUGGAAUUUAAGGAUGGAGGGACCCCCACCUAAUACAUCUGUGAAAGCUUUAGGAGCACAGCGUAGGAGAAGUCCAAGUAACAUCGCUAUCAAUAUGUUUGAACGGAAUUUGGGAAGCCAUAUUCUACAGUCUUUGGAUGGAUUUGUAUUUGCACUAAAUCAAGAAGGAAGAUUUUUGUACAUCUCUGAAACUGUCUCUAUCUAUUUGGGCCUUUCACAGGUGGAACUGACAGGCAGCAGUGUGUUUGAUUAUGUCCACCCUGGAGACCAUGUGGAGAUGGCAGAGCAACUGGGCAUGAAACUUCCCCCAGGGCGAGGCAUUCUCUCACAGGGUACCGCAGAGGAUGGAGCCAGCUCAGCAUCUUCGUCCUCACAGUCUGAGACCCCUGAGCCAGAAUCCACCAGCCCAACUUUACUGAAUAUCGACAACAGCUUGGAACGAUCAUUUUUUAUCAGAAUGAAGUCAACACUGACCAAGCGGGGAGUUCAUAUCAAAUCAUCAGGCUAUAAGGUCAUUCAUGUAACAGGACGGUUAAGGUUGCGAGUUUCUCAUUCCCAUGGACGUGUACUACCCACUCAAAUCAUUGGUCUAGUUGUUGUGGCUCAUGCUUUGCCUCCUCCAACAAUAAAUGAAGUUAGGAUUGACUGCCAGAUGUUUGUCACCAGAGUAAAUAUGGACCUCAGCAUUGUUUACUGUGAAAACCGGAUUAGCGACUACAUGGAUCUAACUCCAGUAGAUAUUGUGGGUAAAAGAUGCUAUUACUUCAUUCAUGCUGAGGAUGUGGAAGGGAUCAGGCAUAGUCACUUGGAUUUAUUGAAUAAGGGCCAAUGUGUAACAAAGUACUAUCGCUGGCUGCAGAAAAAUGGAGGCUAUAUUUGGAUCCAGUCCAGUGCCACUAUUGCAUUCAAUGCAAAAAAUGCCAGUGAGAAAAAUGUUAUCUGGGUCAAUUACGUUCUGAGUUAA